AUGAAAGAAGGAGAAUCCGUUGAAGAGAUGUUUGCCAGAUUUAGCAAAAUCAUUAGAGAUCUAAAAGCUUUUGGCAAACCAUACUCAAGUGAUGAUCAAGUUAGGAAAAUUCUGAGAAGUCUACCCACUACUUGGCAGACAAAAGUAGUUACACUUGAAUCACGGGAUUUGAACAAAUUAUCAUGCGAUGAACUUCGAGGAGAACUUAUAGCUUUCGAGAAAACUCAUCUCAAGAAAACAAGCCAAAAAAAGAAGAAGAAGAAAACAGUUGCUUUCAAGGCUACAACUGAAAGAGUAGACAAUGAUAUUGAUGUCGACCCUGAAGCUCUUCAAGAAGAAAUUGCCAUGGUAUCAAGGAAUAUGGAUGGUUUAAUGAGGAUAUACAGGAAUACAAGAAGAGGCAUGAUACUAUCCAGGCGAACUAGGCAAUAUAACGAACAAGACAAAAAUGAUGGCAAAUGCUAUGAGUGUGGAAGAUUUGGGCAUGUUCAAGCUGAAUGUCCUGAUCUUAAAAGAAAAGUUUUCAGAGGUUUCAAAAAGAACAAAUCAUUUGGAAGCCAGAGCGAUGAAGACAGUUCAGAACACGAAGAGAUAGCAAAUCUAUGCUUCAUGACAAUUCUGGAAAACGACAUGAACAAACUCUCAGGGUGCUGGACAGAUGAGGACACUUCAGAUGACAAAUGCAAAGAUGACAAUGAGAACUGUUUCAUGGCACGAGAAGAAUCACUACAUGUUAUCUUUGAUGAAAAUAACACUUCGGCUAAGAAAGGAAUUAUUGCAGGUGAUGAAGAUCAAAUUCAAGAAAUUCAGGAGACAAGCAAAUCCCAAGAGUCAGCUAAUAAACCUGAUGGUGUCAUGGAGUCGACUAAUGAGGUUAUGAACAGUCAAUCAGAAUCUCCGAAGGAGUCAACUACUCAUACAAGUACAAUUCGUCCAAAUGAACGGAGAAGUGAACCUGAAUAUCCUCAAAAGCUUAUCAUAGGAGACCCAAACGAAGGAAUAAAAACAAGGGGAGCUCUCAAGAAGAAAGCAAACAUAGCAUUGAUUUCCCAGAUUGAACCAAAGAAAAUAAAGGAAGCUCAGAAAGACUCAAGCUGGUUACAAGUAAUGCAGGAAGAGCUAGAUCUAUUUGAACAAAAAAUCAAGUGUGGAAACUGUUGCCUAAGCCUGAAAACGUUCCUGUAA
This is a messenger RNA of Nicotiana tabacum (common tobacco), 1185 nucleotides long. The record is from RefSeq and is a predicted model, not a curated record. Lineage: Eukaryota; Viridiplantae; Streptophyta; Magnoliopsida; Solanales; Solanaceae.